AUGGGUGGCUGUGCUGAGGCGUGUUGGAGUAGUCCCGACAGUCUGGUGAUUGAUGCGGUGACAGAGGAGAGCCGCCUUCAAGCAGUGGUCGAGGCAGUUAUUCAGCUCUGUGCAGCAGAUAACGUGGCGGAGGUGGCUGUCAUAGUCCACCUCACAGCUUUGCUCGCAGCACAGGAACAUGCCCCACCGAGUGACACGCACACCUGCACACAUACGAGCACACAACCAGACACGAUGGUGGCUAUCGUUGCGGCAUCGAGGUCAUCAGUGCCGGUGGAUGAAUGCAAUGGCGUUACCUACUUCCACGUCUUCGAUGGCAGUUUGUGGUGUGAGUGUUUGGUGAGGGAAAUGUGGGUCGAUGGAAGUGAGGCUGAUGAAGAAGGGGGAGGUGGAGGAGGAGGAGGAGGAGGAUUGGAGGUGGAAGGUCUGACGUGCGUACCACUAGCGAUAGCUACACUACUUGUUGUCACAUCCUCUCAUCCAAUGCGUCAACUCACAUCCACUUUUGCUCCCACGUGGCUUAUCGUCCUGCCUUCCUCACACUUCCAUCUGGAGAGGGGAGGUACUCAUCUGUUGACUGUCAAGUGGGAGUCGACGGUGGGAUGA
Messenger RNA from Hydatigera taeniaeformis, 606 nucleotides. The record is from the annotation of a GenBank genome assembly. Lineage: Eukaryota; Metazoa; Platyhelminthes; Cestoda; Cyclophyllidea; Taeniidae.